Anoplopoma fimbria (sablefish) is the source of this 916-nucleotide messenger RNA. Its product is annotated as ras-related protein Rab-34-like. The transcript is spliced from 11 exons. The record is from RefSeq and is a predicted model, not a curated record. Gene Ontology annotation, biological process: endocytosis; phagosome-lysosome fusion. Lineage: Eukaryota; Metazoa; Chordata; Actinopteri; Perciformes; Anoplopomatidae. The coding region runs from base 149 to 916 and encodes 255 amino acids. Gene Ontology annotation, molecular function: GTPase activity; GTP binding.
GUUGCUGUGAGCCUCAUUUGAUUCGGGAUUUAAUUUCUCGACAGACUUUGGAUACCACAUCACAUCUGUCCUCCUGCAUUUCAUCACCCAGAAGUUUCAGUGAGAGUGUCAGUUUGAAGGUGUACGCGCAUUGAUCCACUGCAGGAGCAUGUUGCCCCCUGUGAAGAAGGACCGGGUCAUUACUCAGCUCCCAAAUUGUUUUAGUCCGAAUGCAGCACUGCAUACCAAAGAUGGCUUCCACCCAAAUGUGAAGGCCGCAUGCCAGUUACAGAGGAAAGACACAGUGAGCUUUAAUAUGGCGAAGGUCAUCGUAGUGGGAGAUGUUGCAGUUGGGAAGACGUGUCUGAUCAGCAGGUUUCGUAAGGGUGCGUUUGAUAAGAACUACAAAGCAACCAUAGGAGUGGAUUUUGAGAUGGAGCGUUUCGAGGUGCUCGGUGUUCCCUACAGCUUACAGCUGUGGGACACUGCAGGUCAGGAGCGCUUCAAAUGCAUCGCUUCAACAUAUUACAGAGGAGCACAAGCCAUUAUAGUGGUGUUUGACUUGAGCAGUGUGAGCUCUUUAGAACACGCCAGGCAGUGGCUGGAGGACGCCAUGAAGGAAAAUGACCCGUCCAGUGUUUUACUGUUCCUUGUCGGCACGAAGAAAGACCUCAGUUCUCCUGAUCAGUUGCUUCAGGUUGAGCAGGAAGCCAUCAGACUCUCUGAGGAGAUCAAAGCAGAGUACUGGGCUGUGUCUGCCAAGUCAGGAGACUGUGUCAGAGAUUUCUUCUUCCGUGUGGCCUCACUGACCUUUGAGGCCAAUGUUUUGUCCGAUAUCGAGAGAAGUGGCUCGAGGCACGUUGGUGACAUUAUCAGGCUCACAGACAGCACAGAGGCCAAUCACAAACCAAACAGGAGGAAAUCCAACUGCUGCUGA